AUGAGGCAAAAGCGAUGGGCUGUAAAGAAACAUUGUUAUUAUUUUACAGUUAUUAAUUAUGUAAAAUGUGUUGUGCAAUGUCAAUUCAGUGUGAUAUUAACUUUGAAUUCAUAUGCUAGGACAUCUCCCCCCAAAAGUGUCAGAGUGACGUAUGCACAGGGGAUAGUAGCUUUGUUUCCCUAUCUAGAAGACCCAUACUCACAGCAUGGAUAUGAACAUUACUACGAUCCGGAGAGUGGUUCGGGAUACCUUGCAUGGCGAUUGAAGACCAUACAAAGAAAAACAGCAGAGGAAAGAGAUGCCUCAGUCAGCAAAUCUCCUAAAGUUGGUGGGCCAGGCCGUGGUCGUCAGCCCUUCACCUAUGACAGAGAGCCAUCUGAUGAGGAUGUGGAAGCAGCUAUUGCUGUUUUGAGACACUCUGCUGAUGAAAACACUGUCCGUGAGAAGAUGAAAAUGACCUUCACAUAUCGGCAAGUAAUGGUCAACGAUGAAGCCAAAUCAUCAGAUGUCUUCUUGGUCUUCCCAAGAUUUCUGGACACACCAGGACUGAUAGAACAAGAUUUCAGACUUCUGUUUGGUGAGGCCACGGCCAACAAAUUCUUGGAGAAGUGGCCAACCACUUUCAAAGCAAAAGUAAUAAAGGAAAGCCAUGGACUUGUACCCACCACAGAACUCUUGGAUUUGAUGUGCAAUGCUGAGUCAGCUGCUGAAGUUGAGAAUGGCUGGGACAGUGACAUGUCUGCCAUCUUGCUGCUGCUACAUUUGCUACCACCAUCUGCAUAAGGUAGAAAGAGGCUGGGAAGGAUGUCUGCAUAUCAAGCUGUAGAUCAGCUCAUCAGAUUUCAAAAGGUUGGAACCAGUGUGCAGCAGCAUCUAGACAACAUCACCCAAAGCAGUCAGCCCUA
Molecule: messenger RNA, 905 nt
Organism: Sander lucioperca (pikeperch)
Lineage: Eukaryota; Metazoa; Chordata; Actinopteri; Perciformes; Percidae
Exons: 7
Coding region: 1-783 (260 amino acids)
Source: RefSeq, a predicted model, not a curated record